UUUGAAUAUAAAGUUCUGCAAUUCAGAUUCUACUAAUACGACAAAUAUUAAUCAUCUACUACUUCGUAUUCUAGAGGGGUUAUACGUUAGUGUGUUUCCAACAAAAUGAGAAUAUCAUCAGUAACAUGUAGUUAGUGUCGGUCUUGAUAGGAAGCACCAACUUCCAAUAGAAUUAUGGUAUUGACGAUUGACAUCACAUAAGUUGAUUACGUUCACCAGUAGAAAUCUCUUGUGGGUUACAUAACUUUUAUAUUUUCAAAAUUACAGUUUUAGUUUAUUAUUUUUUGCAAAAUUGACUACAACGUUUUAGAAUCUAAGUUGGAAGAAGAUUGGUUGGCUUUUCAAUUCUACAACUACGGCUUGCACAAACAAUAAUUUACACGUAUAUAUACAGUAUGCAUAAUGGUUGAAUUCAACUUUUUUUGGCGAUUGCAUUAAUAAUUUAAUAUAUAUUUUGUUGUUUAGAGGUUCCUUCCUUUUAACUUCCUUAUAUCAAUACCCACCUUUUCCAGUAUAAAAGGACUAACAAGUCUUACCUUCAGUUCUAAUAUCAGAAAUAUUUGCUUAGACAUUAGCCUAAAAAAGUUUAAGAAAAAAAAUACAUCUUAGAACAUCAUGGGAUCAUUGACAAACUCUCAGGUGAUUCCUCUGACAAAAAUUUCUAGCGACGAGGAGGCUAGCCUUUAUGCCAUGCAGCUUGGCAGCGCGUCCGUGCUUCCCAUGGUUCUGAAAGCAGCCAUUGAGCUCAACUUGCUCGAGAUCAUGGCCAAGAACGAUUGCUUCUUCGGUUCUCAGAUGUCUCCUUCAGAGUUAGCAUCUCAUCUCCCAACCAAGAACCCUGCUGCACACGUCAUGCUGGACCGGAUCCUCCGGUUGCUUGCCUCACACUCCAUACUGACUUGCUCCGUACGUAAACUACCUGACGGUGGUGUAGAGCGUCUCUACGGACUUGACACUGUCUGCAAAUACUUGACUAAUAACGAUGACGGUGUCUCCCUUGUCACUCACUGUCUUUUGAACCAAGACAAGGUCCUCAUGGAGAGUUGGUACCAUUUGAAGGAUGCAGUCCUUGAAGGAGGGAUCCCAUUCGAUAAGGGAUACGGUAUGCCAACCUUCGUUUAUCAUGGGAAAGACCAGCGAUUUGCAAAUGUGUUUAACAAUGGAAUGUCAAACCACUCCACCAUUGUGAUGAAGCAGAUUCUAGAGGCUUACAAGGGCUUCGAAGGAUUAUCAUCUGUAGUCGAUGUUGGAGGUGGAAUAGGAGCCUCUCUUCAUAUGGUUGUUUCCAAGUACCCAACCAUCAAAGGGACCAAUUUUGAUCUCCCACAUGUUAUCGAGAAUGCCCCGUCUCUUGUUGGUAUUGAACAUGUUAAAGGAGAUAUGUUUGUUAGUGUUCCCAAAGGAGAUGCCAUAUUCCUUAAGUGGGUUUGCCAUGACUGGAGCGACGAACACUGCUUGAAAUUAUUGAAAAACUGCUAUGAAGCGCUUCCGGAUGAUGGAAAGGUGAUAGCUGUGGAGUGCUUAGUUCCAAUAGCACCAGACUCGAGCCUCUUGACCAAACAAGUAGUCCACUUGGACUGUAUCAUGAUGGCUCACACCGCCGGCGGCAGAGAGCGAACCGAAGAGUAGGAGUUUGAGUCUUUGGCAAGAAGAGUUGGUUUCAAAGGCUUCCAAGUCAUUUGCAGCGUUUUUGGCACUUACAUCAUGGAAUUCUACAAGAUAACUUGAUCACUUCAACCUUCCUGCUUCUGUUGUGUGGUUGUCUUUUCUAUUUUCUAUUUUUUUUUAUCUAUGUUAAUCGUUGUCUUGUCGUUGUUAUUGUUGAAUUUGCUUGGUCUGAAGUCUGAACCGUGAAGUUUUUUUUUGUUGUACAAUAUGUUAUA
This is a messenger RNA of Brassica napus (rape), 1883 nucleotides long. RefSeq names its product flavone 3'-O-methyltransferase 1. The record is from RefSeq and is a predicted model, not a curated record. Gene Ontology annotation, molecular function: S-adenosylmethionine-dependent methyltransferase activity; protein dimerization activity; O-methyltransferase activity. Lineage: Eukaryota; Viridiplantae; Streptophyta; Magnoliopsida; Brassicales; Brassicaceae. Gene Ontology annotation, biological process: methylation.